AUGCAUCCGCGGCCGCUCCUCCUCGCCUCCUGCCUACUCGUUGGGUUCCUGCUCCUCGUCAGAAGGAGCCACAGCAGUCCCACGUGUAACAACCGGUGCUGUCGGUUCGUGGAGGGCUUCCCCGUUCGGCUGAGGAGACUCCGGGAGGACUACUCACAGAUCCGCGACUAUUACGAAGCCAAUGACGAUCUGGACACGGUGCUGCUUGACAAUUCCGUGGAGCAGUCUCUGAAGAGUCCGUUCGCGUGCCUGGCCAUGGACGGGAUCCUGGGUUUCUACCUCGGCACGGUGCUUCCUGGAGCGCUGCGCAGCGUGACAGACGACACCAAGACCCUGCGGCCGCACAUGGAGUCCAUUCAGCUGAUCUUCGACGAGCUGAAGAGAGAAGUCACCUCAUGUAGGAACUAUUUUUCCUGCAAGAGGCCUUUUGACAUCCAGACCUUCAACUCCACAUACACAAAAAUGGAGAGCAAAGCGGCCGUCUGCCCCAGCCGCCUGAAGCCGCCUGCCCCAGCCCCCUGCCCCAGCCCCCUGCCCCAGCCCCCCGCCCCAGCCCCCCGCCCCAGCUGCCUGAAGCCCCCUGCCCCAGCCCCCUGCCCCAGCCCCCCGCCCCAGCUGCCUGAAGCCCCCUGCCCCAGCCCCCUGCCCCAGCCCCCUGCCCCAGCCCCCCGCCCCAGCUGCCUGAAGCCGCCUGCACCAGCCCCCUGCCCCAGCCCCCUGCCCCAGUCGCCUGCCCCAGCCCCCCGCCCCAGCUGCCUGAAACAGUCUUGCUUCAAGUGUUAA
Knipowitschia caucasica is the source of this 783-nucleotide messenger RNA. The record is from the annotation of a GenBank genome assembly. NCBI's taxonomy places the organism in Eukaryota, Metazoa, Chordata, Actinopteri, Gobiiformes, Gobiidae.